Elephantulus edwardii (Cape elephant shrew) is the source of this 2936-nucleotide messenger RNA. RefSeq names its product cyclin M1 (gene CNNM1). Lineage: Eukaryota; Metazoa; Chordata; Mammalia; Macroscelidea; Macroscelididae. The record is from RefSeq and is a predicted model, not a curated record. Gene Ontology annotation, biological process: transport; magnesium ion homeostasis. Gene Ontology annotation, molecular function: transmembrane transporter activity. The coding region runs from base 1 to 2859 and encodes 952 amino acids. The transcript is spliced from 11 exons. Gene Ontology annotation, cellular component: plasma membrane.
AUGGCGGCGGCGGCGGCGGCGGCAGCGCCGGUGGGUGUCAGGCUCCGGGACUGCUGCAGUCAGGGCGCCGUCCUCCUGCUCUUCUUCUCUCUGUCACCCCGACCUCCGGCCACGGACGCCUGGCUACUCGGACUGCGGCCCGAGGACACCGCAGGAGGCCGCGUGUCCCUGGAGGGGGGCACCCUGCGCGCGGCUGAAGGCACCAGUUUCCUCCUGCGCGUCUAUUUCCAGCCCGGGCCCACGGCACCCUCGGCGCGGGUCCCUUCGCCCACCCUCUCCUCGGGGGAAAACGGCACCGGCGACUGGGCUCCGCGGCUCGUGUUUAUCGAGGAGCCUCCAGGCGGGAGCAGCGUGCCGCCCAGCGCAAUUCCCACGCGCCCCCCUGGGCCGCAGCGCUGCCGAGAGCAGAGCGACUGGGCUUCGGACGUGGAGGUCCUGGGGCCCCUGCGGCCCGGGGGCGUGGCGGGCUCGGCCCUAGUCCAGGUGCGGGUGCGGGAGCUGCGCAAAGGGGAAGCGGAGCAGGGCAGCGCGGGCGGUGGCGGGAAGCUCUUCUCGCUGUGCGCCUGGGACGGGCGCGCUUGGCACCACCACGGCGCCGCCGGCGGCUUCCUGCUGCGCGUCCGGCCGCGGCUCUACGGCCGGGUCGGCGACCUGCUGACCCCCGCCUGGCUGCGGGCACUCGGGGCCCUCCUGCUGCUCGCCUUGUCUGCCCUGUUCAGCGGCCUGCGCCUCAGUCUGCUCUCGCUGGACCCGGUGGAGUUACGGGUGCUGCGGAACAGCGGCUCGGCCACCGAGCAGGAGCAGGCACGGCGCGUGCAGGCGGUGCGCGGCAGGGGGACCCAUCUACUCUGCACCCUGCUCCUGGGCCAAGCCGGAGCCAACGCAGCCCUGGCCGGCUGGCUGUACGCCUCGCUGCCUCCGGGCGUCGGAGGUACGGGGGAAGACUACUACAGCGAGGCCGGGAUUCACUUCCCGUGGCUGCCGGCGCUCGUGUGCACCGGCGCGGUGUUCCUGGGCUCCGAGAUCUGUCCCUACUCGGUGUGUUCCCGACAUGGGCUGGCCAUUGCCUCGCACAGCGUGUGCCUGACCAGGCUCCUGAUGGCUGCUGCCUUCCCAGUGUGCUACCCGCUGGGCCGCCUGCUGGACUGGGCGCUGCGCCAGGAGAUCAGCACCUUCUACACGCGGGAGAAACUGCUGGAGACGCUGCGGGCUGCAGACCCCUACAACGACCUAGUGAAGGAGGAGCUCAACAUCAUCCAGGGCGCCCUAGAACUUCGCACCAAGGUGGUGGAGGAGGUGUUGACCCCUCUCGGAGACUGCUUUAUGCUUUGCUCGGACGCUGUGCUUGACUUCGCCACGGUGUCCGAGAUCCUGCGCAGCGGCUACACGCGCAUCCCUGUGUAUGAAGGCGACCAGCGACACAACAUUGUGGACAUUCUAUUUGUCAAAGAUCUGGCCUUCGUGGACCCGGACGACUGCACUCCACUUCUCACUGUCACCCGCUUCUACAACCGGCCCCUACACUGCGUCUUCAAUGAUACCCGGCUGGACACGGUCCUGGAGGAGUUCAAGAAGGGAAAAUCACACCUGGCCAUUGUCCAGCGAGUGAAUAAUGAGGGCGAAGGGGACCCUUUCUAUGAGGUGAUGGGCAUUGUCACACUGGAGGACAUCAUAGAGGAGAUCAUCAAAUCAGAAAUCCUGGAUGAAACUGACCUCUACACUGACAAUCGGAAAAAGCAGAGAGUCCCGCACCGGGAAAGGAAGCGGCAGGACUUCUCCUUGUUCAAGCUCUCCGACUCCGAGAUGAAGGUGAAAAUCUCACCACAGCUCCUGCUGGCCACACACCGCUUCAUGGCCACAGAAGUGGAGCCCUUUAAGUCACUCUACCUUUCGGAGAAGAUCCUGCUCCGGCUCCUGAAACACCCCCACGUGAUCCAGGAGCUGAAAUUUGACGAGAAGAACAAGAAGGCCCCGGAGCACUACCUCUACCAGCGCAACCGCCCUGUGGACUACUUCGUGCUGCUUCUACAGGGUAAAGUGGAGGUGGAGGUUGGUAAGGAGGGCCUUCGCUUCGAGAAUGGAGCCUUCACCUACUACGGUGUCCCUGCCAUUAUGACCACUGCUUGCUCAGAUACUGAUGUGCGGAAAGUUGGAAGUCUGGCGGGAUCCUCUGCCUUUCUAAACAGAUCCCCUUCUCGCUGCAGCGGACUGAAUCGCUGUGAGUCUCCGAACCGCGAGCGCAGUGACUUUGGAGGGAGUAACACCCAGCUGUACAGCGGCAGCAACAACCUCUACACGCCCGACUACUCGGUCCACAUCCUCAGUGAUGUGCAGUUUGUGAAGAUCACAAGGCAGCAGUACCAGAACGCACUCACCGCCUGUCACAUGGACAGCUCGCCCCAGUCCCCUGACAUGGAGGCCUUUGCUGUCGAGGACUCCACCAAGGCCCCAUUGACCCGAGGCACACCCCAGACUCCCAAGGAUGAGCCUGCCAUCACUCUCCUGAAUGACAGGCACAGCCUGACGUGCAGCCGCUCGGACGGGCUGAGAAGCCCCAGUGAGGUUGUGUACCUGCGGAUGGAGGAGAUAGCCUUCAGCCAGGAAGAGAUGGCUGCCUUCGAGGAGCAUGGAGCACAGCGGCUCUCACUGUCUCCUGCAGCUGGGCCAGCAGAAGCAGCAUCAGAUAGUGAAUGUUGUAAUGUCAACAUGGACACAGAGACCAGUCCCUGCAGUAGUGACACUGAAGACAAUAUGGGCAAGAAGCUGCUGAGAACCUUGAGUGGUCGAAAAAAGAAGAGGUCACCCGAUGGAGAAAGAACCACUGAAGAGAGCUCCAAUUUAACACCUCUGAUCACUUGAUGGGCAGAGACAAUGUUCGCUGGGUGUGUGAGAUUCCAGAGCUUUGGGGGAGAACCCACCCUCUCAUCACCUGCUUC